Messenger RNA from Paramecium pentaurelia, 601 nucleotides. The record is from the annotation of a GenBank genome assembly. Lineage: Eukaryota; Ciliophora; Oligohymenophorea; Peniculida; Parameciidae.
AUGUUUUAUAUGAUAAGUGGACUUAAAACAAAAUUAUCAAUAGAGCCAAACUAUUUAGAUCAAUUAAAAGAUUAAAAGUUUAUUUUAGAAUAAAUCGUAUAGAAAUUAGAAGGCAAAUACUUUGAUGAUGUUGGGUACAUUAUUUGUAUAAAUAAAUGCAUGAAUUACAAUUAAAAUUAGGAUGAAUAAAUUGAUGCAUUAAUUGAAGAGGAUGGAACUGUUAAAGUAGUGGUAUUAAUUCAUUUCUAAUCAGAUAAAAUUUGAAGCUAUAGUAUUUAAAAUAUAGGAAAAGGAAAUAGUGGAUGUUGAAGUGGUCAAAUGUGAAGCUUAGGCGGUCUUUGCAAAAUUAGGGCCAAUUGAUUUUAUAAUUCCAAGAGAUAAAUUACCUGCUAAUUUCACCUAUUCUAAUGUAUUUUAUUAGAUGUAAGCUUAGGAAUCUUAUAAAGAAGAAGAUGAAGAAAUGAUAAAAUAAGGUACUAAAUUAAGAGUCUAAGUUUAAAAAACAAAUUAUAAACAGGGGAAAUUAAGAGCAUUUGCUCAUUUAACUGGUGAUAAUUUAGACAAUAUUUGUGGCAUACUAAGUGAUGAAUUGAAGUUAUGA